Aspergillus candidus is the source of this 1397-nucleotide messenger RNA. RefSeq names its product phosphopantothenate--cysteine ligase CAB2. Lineage: Eukaryota; Fungi; Ascomycota; Eurotiomycetes; Eurotiales; Aspergillaceae. The coding region runs from base 137 to 1330 and encodes 397 amino acids. The record is from RefSeq and is a predicted model, not a curated record. Gene Ontology annotation, molecular function: phosphopantothenate--cysteine ligase activity. Gene Ontology annotation, biological process: coenzyme A biosynthetic process. The transcript has a single exon. Gene Ontology annotation, cellular component: cytoplasm; nucleus.
AUCCCACUCUCUCCUCCUUCACUCACCAUCUCUCAUCAACCGAAUGGUAUCUGAGCAUUGCCUCGACUAAUUGCCUCGAAGUGGCCUCUCCUCCGUUGUCUCAUCGAUCCAUCGUGCCCACCUACAGACGGUCACCAUGUCGUCCGCCCCCAGCAAGGACAUGACCCCCGCCCAGGCGGAGUCGGCCUACUUCAACAACUACCCCCCACCCAAAGCCCUCCCAAAACACGAGUCCCUCGCGCGCGCCUUCGUUGACUACCACUGCGAGGCCAACCGACGGGUCGUCCUCGUCACCUCGGGCGGUACGACUGUCCCCCUCGAAAACCAGACCGUCCGGUUCAUCGACAACUUCAGCGCGGGUACCCGCGGGGCCACCAGCGCCGAGUACUUCCUCGAGAACGGCUACGCGGUCAUCUUCCUGCACCGGCAGUACAGCCUGCUCCCCUACUCCCGACACUACAGCCACUCGACCAACUGCUUCCUCGACUUCCUGGAGGAAGCCCCGGAGGAGGGGCCGAUCGUCGUACGCGACGAGUACCAGGCAGAGAUGCGCGACGUACUCCGACGGUACCGACACGCGAAGAAGAACAAUCGACUGCUGCUUCUCCCGUUCACCACCGUCUCAGAGUACCUAUUUGAGCUGCGCACACUCGCCAAGAUCAUGCGGCCCCUCGGCUCCAACGCCCUCUUCUACCUCGCCGCCGCAGUCAGCGACUUCUUCAUCCCGCGCGACCGCAUGGCCGAGCACAAGAUCCAGUCGUCGGAGGUGCCCCGGGACCCCGAGCACGCGGUGGCCGACUCCGACCGCUACACGGGGGGACUGGAGCCCGACGAGAAUGCGCCGUCCCAAAGCCGCAAGCUCGUCAUCGACCUCGACCCGGUGCCUAAAUUCCUGCACCAGCUGGUCGACGGUUGGGCACCGCCGGGGUCGAUGGUGGUGUCGUUCAAGCUGGAGACGGAUCCCAGCUUGUUGGUGCGCAAGGCGCGCACGGCCAUCCAGCGCUACUCGCACCACCUGGUGAUCGGCAACUUGCUGUCCACACGCAAAUGGGAGGUUGUCUUCGUCACGCCCGACGCGCCGCACGAGCGCUGGAUUCGGGUGCCCAAAUCCAAGCGCAGCAAGAGUCUGUCGGGCGUCGAAGACCAGGUCGGACUGGCGGAGGCACGGCAGCGUCUGCGCGAUGAUCCGUCGGGAGAGAAGGGGGAGUCUGAGAGGCAGGCGGAGCAAGCGCGCCAGGAAGAGGCCAGCGCGGAAGGCGUCGAGAUUGAGAGUUUGAUUAUUCCGGAGUUGGUGAAGUUGCAUACGGGGAUGAUCGAGAAGACGGGUUGAUUCUACAUUUUACAACUAUGUUUUUGAUAGUGCGUGUAGGUUGGUGUACAUAAUACGUGUUGAAUGG